CAUGCCGCUUGCUCUUGUUAUAUAGCUAAGAUUGCAACAAAAACUGAUCCCCUUCCUUUAGCCGUUGCGGAGCCACCUACGCCAUCCAUGUCGCAUUUCAUCGAUCCGUUUCUGGAUGACGUCCAAUCAGCAUCUGAAAUUAACGGACAAGAUGACCCUCGGUACUACGCCAAUGACCCCAAAUCUUUGGUCAGUCAGUCGAAAGUGCACUCCUUUAUCAACGGGACCGGUUCUGCUGUCUACAAGUCCCUCGUACCGCUCCUCGAAUCAACGAACCACGAGCUUAUUCUAGUGACAUGUUUCUGGGCUCGCUCAGACACAUUGGAGUCCCUCAAAGAUGUUUUGCUCAAACUCUCCGACAAAGCAGUCCGCCGUGGUACUGAGAAGAUCCGCGUUCAACUAUGCUUUUCAUCCUCAUCCCUCUUCCAGAAGCUCUUCCACAAACAGACCACCCUCGGCCAAGAGUAUCCUCCAUCAGAUUGGGCAAAGAAAUUAGAUUUACCAGAAAAGUCUGAGCUCGGCGGCCUGGAACUCUCCGUCAAGUCAAUUUUCAUCCUUCCGUUCAGCGUUAUGCAUCCGAAAUAUGUAAUCAUCGACCGGCAAACCGUCGUAUUACCAUCUUGCAACAUCAGCUGGGAAGAGUGGUUCGAGGGCGCACUCGUUUUCUCCGGGCCCAUUGUGUCGCAAUUUACAAAGUUCCAUACCGAAUUCUGGACACGCCAAUCGCCCCUUCCGUUACCCGCUACUUCCCCUUCAGAAGUGGUUGCGCAGCCUUCCGAACCCGGCCUCUCCAACCUAUCUCAUGCACACACCAUAACGCACUUUCCGCUCUCUUCUUCACCGUCUAUUCCUACAAUCUUCCUUCCCAGCCCUCAUCGUCGUAACCCGCAAUUCCGCCCAUUUGCCUCCGCCUCUAAUAUCACUCCACCACCUACCCCCCUCAACACCUUCUUCCUGGCCCUUCUCGCCAAAGCCACCUCCAGGGUAACCAUCCAAACACCGAACGUCACCUCUCCACCUGUUCUCUCUGCCAUUCUCUCCGCCUUAGCUCGUGGCAUAGACGUACACAUCCGCACCUCAGCACGCCUGAUGAUCUUGGAGCAACUCGUUACCGCGGGCACAACUACAUCACGCUGUGUCAAAACGCUCAUCAAACGCUACAAGAGACUCGUUCACUCCUCUCAAGCUUCUUCAUUGAGCACAAACGAUGAAGAAGCCGCAAUCGCCAUUUCUCCCUCUCGCCCAGGGCGUCUGCGCAUUGAGUUUUUCGAGCCGCUGGAUGGAGCGAAGAAACGGGGCCAGGAAGGUGGCGAACCCCAGCAAAGCCAUCUGAAGAUGACAUGUGUGGACGGUGAGGUGGUGGUACUGGGCAGUGGGAAUCUCGAUCGUGCGAGUUGGUUCACGAGUCAAGAGCUGGGUGUUGCGUUCUUUGAUAAGAAUCUGGUGGAGAGUAUAGAGCGGAGCGUUGGAGAGGCGAUGAAUGGCAGAACAAGAACGGUAUUCGAUAGUGAAGAGUCGGGCAUGACAUCGUGA
Periconia digitata is the source of this 1533-nucleotide messenger RNA. The record is from the annotation of a GenBank genome assembly. Lineage: Eukaryota; Fungi; Ascomycota; Dothideomycetes; Pleosporales; Periconiaceae.